AAUAUCCUUCUCUUGCUACUUCUCUCUCUAUACUUCUCCUGUCAGUCUAAUAUAAUCAAUAUAUAUAUAUAUAUGCGUGUGUGUAUGUAAGUGUGUGUGUGUAUAUAUAUAUAUAUAUAUAUGCAUAUAUGCGUUUUCGUUUGAUUAUAAGAUUAUCUCAUAUCAAGUUUUAGGUUAUUUAUCAGAACUACAUCACCAUUAGAUGAAGAAUCUCUUUGAAUCUGUGUACAGCUGGAGUACUAUUGUCGAUUCAAUUAUUCGUUCACUAUAGAACAACAGAUCGGAAAACCUCAUUUCUUAAAGUUGAUUAUAUACAUGUGCGUCUCUCUUAGUAUAUAUAUUCAUAUAUAUAUAUAUAGACACACACAUAUUGUUCAGGGCUCAGUUUUUGAGUUUGAUUGUUUUAUUUGAUGAUCAUGAGCUGUUUGCAGCAGCUAAUCAGAGCAUUUGAUAGCUUAUGCAUUGAUAUUAUUUGGUAAUUUUGCUCUGAGAAGAGGAAGUAGACUAGAAUCAUGUAUUUUUUUCCUAGUUGAAACUCACUCGAACCCAUUGCCUUCUACUUUGGAAGGUGAGGAAGCACCACUAGGCUACAACCCUUGGUGGUGACUAGAAUCAUGUUUGUUAUGAAUAUUUCAGGCUUUAUAAUUUUGUUUUAAAUUGUAAUAUGUGGUUGUGGUUUGAAAUUUGACUGUCAUUGGUGGUGACAGAUCCAUUUGUUAAUUGCUUUGUAGUUUUGAUAUGAUUUUCCUUUGAUAAUUAGUGGGAUUGUUCUAUUUCUAAUCAUGCUCAGACUGGUCCUAAAAUUAGAUUAAAAAACAUUGGUAUCAAUUCAUUGUGCAUACUCUGAGGAUUUAUUUUAAUUUUUUGUUUGUAACAGAAGGUGGCAUUCUCUAGAAAAAGUUGUUCAUGCUAUUUCAUUGCCUUUGACUGGUUAAUCCUCAAGCAAGCUCUUGUUCUGGAUAGCAUGGAAGGACAAAGCAGCCACGAGAACCCUGUGCAGUUGAUGUCAUUUGCUUUUAAUGGGAAUGCCAGAGAUGUGUCUCAUUCACCUGGAAAUGAUCCUAACCAGCACUACUUUAUGGCAGCCGGAGGAAGUCAGGCCCACCCUUUUCCUCUGUCUCUUCCCCACUGGAUUCCUUGCCAGCAAACAUCGCCCAGUUUUAUCCAGCUUCUCACAGAAAGUGGGGUAUCUGAAACCCAAAGCGAAAGGGUAUCAUACAACAAUUCUGGAAUGCUUUAUAGUUCUGAACAUUCUUAUCCAUCCCUUGACAUGGGUGAUCAGAAGGUAAGAUAUCUUAGGCCACACAAUGAAGUUGGACCAAUGAAAUUCACAAGUGCAGAAGGUCAGAUCCACAUUCAGAAACAAGAAUCAAGUCAAGAUUAUGGUAAUGUUUUUCAACCUCAUUUAAGCAUAGCAGCUGCAGCAAAAGGUUUACCACUCAAACAAGGUCGUAAAGUCUCAAGAGAGAGAGCCACUGCUGUUGAUCGUAAUCGCAGAUUGAGGAUUGCUGAGAAACUUGAUGCAUUGCAGGAACUGCUUCCGCCACAUUCUAAAGAGGGUUGUAAAGCGUCCGUGAUGGAUGAUAUCAUUGACCAUAUCAAGUCUUUGCAGCGUCAGAUAAAGGAUUUAAGUAAGAGCAAAUUGGCAGGCGAAUCGACUUCUGAGCCUUUCAUUUUCCUUGAGGGAUAUGGUCAUUACCUUUUUCAUGAAGAGAUGCUGGGUGAACCUCUGGAAGAGAUACUGGGAAAGUUGCUGGAGAUGAAUCCACCAGCAGCUUUCAAGCUGCUUGAGAGCAGGCAUCUCUUUAUGAUGCCUGCGGGUCUGGCUGAAGGAUUCCGCCAAACUGCUUAGAUUCCCGACAUGCUAACCUUCGGUAGUUAAUCAAAAUUCUCCUUUUAGUUUCCAUGGUUCUUAAAAUUUUACAGGCAAAGAACCAUUUGAUGAUGUCACCACCAGUAUAUGUUUUGUUACUACGGAUGUAAAAAAACCAAACUCAAGAAGAUGCGAUUUUGACUGCAGCUGUGGAGCAGCCUUCUAUUAAAUCUAUUUUUGGUUGUGCGAUAGGCACAAAUGGCAUCUUAUCAA
This is a messenger RNA of Cornus florida, 2086 nucleotides long. RefSeq names its product transcription factor LRL1-like. The transcript has 8 exons. The record is from RefSeq and is a predicted model, not a curated record. Gene Ontology annotation, biological process: regulation of transcription by RNA polymerase II. NCBI's taxonomy places the organism in Eukaryota, Viridiplantae, Streptophyta, Magnoliopsida, Cornales, Cornaceae. Gene Ontology annotation, molecular function: protein dimerization activity; RNA polymerase II cis-regulatory region sequence-specific DNA binding; DNA-binding transcription factor activity, RNA polymerase II-specific. Bases 965 to 1852 code for a protein of 295 amino acids. Gene Ontology annotation, cellular component: nucleus.